CACCGGCACUUCGUAGAAAGCAGAAGCAAGGAUGGAUGUGGUGGACAGCCUUCUUGUGAAUGGGAGCAACAUCACGCCUCCCUGCGAGCUUGGCUUUGAAAAUGAGACACUUUUCUGCUUGGAUCGGCCUCAGCCUUCCAAAGAGUGGUGGCCGGCGGUGCAGAUUCUCUUGUACUCCUUGAUAUUCCUGCUCAGUGUGCUGGGAAACACGCUGGUCAUUACGGUGCUGAUUCGGAACAAGAGGAUGAGGACAGUCACCAACAUCUUCCUGCUCUCCCUGGCUGUCAGUGACCUCAUGCUCUGCCUCUUCUGCAUGCCCUUCAACCUCAUCCCCAGCCUGCUCAAGGAUUUCAUCUUCGGGAGCGCAGUGUGCAAGACGACCACCUACUUCAUGGGCACCUCUGUGAGUGUAUCCACCUUUAAUCUGGUAGCCAUAUCACUGGAGAGAUACGGAGCAAUUUGCAAGCCCUUACAGUCCCGAGUCUGGCAAACAAAAUCGCAUGCUUUGAAGGUGAUUGCUGCUACCUGGUGCCUCUCCUUUACCAUCAUGACUCCGUACCCCAUUUAUAGCAACUUGGUGCCUUUUACCAAAAAUAACAACCAGACCGGGAAUAUGUGCCGCUUCCUACUGCCAAAUGGUGUUAUGCAGCAGUCCUGGCACAUGUUCCUGCUGCUCAUCCUCUUUCUUAUUCCUGGAAUUGUGAUGAUGGUGGCAUACGGAUUAAUCUCUCUGGAACUUUACCAAGGAAUAAAAUUUGAUGCUAGCCAGAAGAAAUCCGCUAAAGAAAGGAAGCCGAGCACUAGCAGUGGUGGCCGACUGGAGGAUGGCGAUGGGUGUGACCUGCAGAAGCCCAGGCACCCCCAGAAGCUGGAGCUGAGGCAGCUGUCCCCCAACAGCAGUGGUGGCAGCAGGAUAAAUCGCAUCCGGAGCAGCAGCUCCGCUGCCAACCUGAUGGCCAAGAAGCGGGUGAUCCGCAUGCUCAUUGUCAUUGUGGUCCUCUUCUUCCUGUGCUGGAUGCCCAUCUUCAGUGCCAAUGCCUGGCGGGCUUAUGACACCAUCUCUGCUGAGCGCCACCUCUCCGGCACGCCCAUCUCCUUCAUCCUCCUGCUCUCCUACACCUCCUCCUGUGUCAACCCCAUCAUCUACUGCUUCAUGAACAAACGGUUCCGCCUCGGCUUCAUGGCCACCUUCCCCUGCUGUCCCAACCCAGGUCCCCCUGGGGUGAGAGGAGAGGUGGGAGAGGAGGAGGAAGGCAGGACCACAGGGGCGUCUCUGUCCAGGUACUCAUACAGCCAUGUGAGCAGCUCUGCUCCACCCCCGUGAGCGGGGCCCUGGGCCACCCAGUGCCACAGAAAGGAGGCCACUGGGGAGGAAGAGAGAAGGAAGAAAAGGAGAAAGCAGGAGGAGGAAGCAGCACUGGAGAAGGAAGGCCAUGCUCCCUGUGGGCACUCUUCAUUGUCUGCUUCUCAUCCUUCUUCACUUCUUGGAGGGGAAGCCCAGCUUGAGUGCAGCCAUGACUUGGAUUCCAGGUAGUUCAGGCAGGAUAUUCUCAGAAAUACUCACCAUCAGAGAAAGCUGGGUGGGCUAGUGACAGGAAUCUACAGAGUCCCGCUGCAAAUGCAGUUGCCAAGCAUAUGUUCAAAUGCAGAUGUGAACCCCACAGAGCUCUGAAAAGUUCUGGAACACCCCAGGUAAGUGGUGGCUCUCCAUAGUGACACACUUCUCUAUUCUGCUGCUUCAGCUUGUGCAGAGCUGCAGGGGCUGCUUUGUCCCAGGGAGCCAAUCACUCUUACAUGUACCUACUGCAGCCACCCAUCUUCCGGGGGUCACCUCCUUUGGUCAUGUUCUGUAGGAAGAAACCACUCUGGUGUUUUUCAUUUUGAGCUUAGUUGAGAAACAUUAGCUUAUGAUAUCAUCAGAACAACUGGAGGAAUGUUGUCUUAAAGAUGGAAUUUAAUAGAACUCAUAUUUCUACAAAGAAAAGAGAUUACAAGGCAAAAGCUACAUGGAAUAAUAUCUUACUAUAGGGAAUGUUGAAUGGCAAAUGAUGCAUCAGAAGUGUUUUCUGCUUCUGCUUUAUAUGGUGAUUUUAAACCUCAUUACUUCAUUGUCUCAACUUAAUUUCCUAUAUUUAUCUGCACUUCCUCUUUUCCAGAAAGACUUUCCAGGUACAAAGAAGAAUUGUGAAUGAUGUGUACCUGGCCAAGGAUCUAAACAGGUUUAGUCAGGCCCAGAAGCAAAACGGGCAUAAAGGGACUUAGUUAACAAAUAGCUUUUGAAUGCUUAAACUGCCUAUGCUUUUAAAUAUAAUCUAGUGUUUGCUAAUAAUUUGUUAAUUUUAUGUAUAUAUAUAUACAUAAACUGAAUAUAUAAUUAUAUUCUUUAUAUAUAGGUACACUCUUUGGUGUGUUAAGAAAAAAGAAUUCUUAAUAGACGUUGGAAUGAUAGCAAAUGUUACCCAUUUUAUAUUCCUUCAUAAAAUGAGGAGUUUUGUGUGAACUGUGUUUGCAAAAUUAAUGUUGAAACCUGUCUAUCUUAAGUUAGAUAUCUCAAUUUAAAAUAAGACAGGAGUUAUACGUUCAGAUACCAGGGACAUGCAUUUCUAGAAUAGUAUAUAUCAGUCCAGACUACCAAAAUUUUUUUUCUUAAGGAUGACAUUGUCCUAUCUACUAAAAUAAAUCAGUAUAGAUACUUUUGACAGAAGCAAGUUUGCAUAAUGCUAUGGGAAGCAAGCAAACACAGAAAAAACGAAGUUUACAGCUUCAUGACUCCAAGCACCUGAAAAAUGGGUUGUUUUCUUUUUGUUUCAUUGGGGUCAUCUGUACCCACUGAUCCAGGGUGACACUCUGAGUGGUGAUUUCAGCUGUGACCCCUCCAGAACCUCAGUGUGGAGGGAGGAGGGGAGAGUGACAAGCUUCCUCCCAUCACCAGGUGAUGUGGGGACACGUGUUGUGUAAUUUGACAAGAUGCGGGCAUCACAUUUGCUUUCUCGUGGACGAUGGCCAUGCUCUAAGAAGAAACUGACAGUGUGACUGACUGUUAGAGGGGAAUUUUCCUUCUCUAACCACAAUUUUAUUUUUCUUUCACUAACCAUCUCAAAGAUUUCAAGGUAAAAAUUCAACCAACUAAGAUGUGCAUUGCUCCAAACGUAAUGAUAAAAGGUGUAUGAAAGAAAAAUGUCAUCAAUAUUUACCAUUAUCUACAAUUUUCCUGCCAGAAGAAUAAGUCUUCCCCUCUGACAGUAUUAACAUACAAAUAAAACAACGCCCCCCCUCCAAUUCCUGGGAACUUCUGGAAGUUCCAAAGAUGUGUUAACCUAAAAAUAAGGUCCCUCGGCUUAUCUAAUAAAAGUACAGAUACCCAACGAAUUCUAAUGUCAGAUAAGCAAUGAAAAAUGUUUAGUAUAACUCUGUCUCAUGCACUAAAAUAUGUCCUGUAUUUUAACUAGCAAUCCUACUUUGAAAUAUUUUUAAAAGCAUAUAAAAAUAUAGAUGAUUUUCCAGCUAUAGAGCAAUAAAAUUCCUCUGCUCAUUUAAUUGAUUGAAAAGUCUUUGGCUUAAUGGAAGCCUUUUCUAAAAGAAGAGGAAAAACUAUUAACUUUCAGGAUCUGCAUCUGACCUUUGGAAAAGUCUGAUUUCACCAAUGUUUAAAAAAUUUAAUAUAAUGUUAUUCUCAUACUUUGUUAACUGGCUUUGUUUUAUGUAAAAGUAGAUUAGGAACUGAAGUGGCCAUAGAGUUAAAAUAAACAAAUAUAUCAACUUUCUGGUAUUUUCUAGUAGCUUCUGGUAGCUUCCUCCCAUCACCAGAGUGAUACAUUAGGGCACUGGAAUGGAGAGCUGUAUCUUUGUCCUUUAAUUAAAUCGUGCAUCUCAGUGGCUUCUUGUGCCCCCGUCUCCGUGGUAACUUCUAAUAAACCUGUGGUGGUGAAUGAG
Messenger RNA from Heterocephalus glaber (naked mole-rat), 3933 nucleotides. RefSeq names its product cholecystokinin A receptor (gene Cckar). Gene Ontology annotation, molecular function: neuropeptide receptor activity; cholecystokinin receptor activity. Lineage: Eukaryota; Metazoa; Chordata; Mammalia; Rodentia; Bathyergidae. Gene Ontology annotation, cellular component: plasma membrane. The record is from RefSeq and is a predicted model, not a curated record. Gene Ontology annotation, biological process: neuropeptide signaling pathway.